CUCGGCUAGCACCAGUACUACUCUUCGCUGUCGUCGACGUCGUGCCUAGCGAGUACGGGUACGGCCGCGAGUGUACCCGCUAGAUAUGGUAUAUCCCAGCGGGUAUUACAGACGCGCCUCGAUGAGCCGAACGGGGACCAUCAUGCGAGAUUGUGUUCCCGAUAUCUUAUGUAUAGACUCGGAGCUGUAGACCGCUUAUCGUAAGCACCGUGAGGAUGUGUAUCAUAAGAAGGACCGAGUCUCAGUCCGUGUGAGUACAAUUUCCCUCUCCUUCGCUCACGACCACUUCACCAUGGCCGAAGCAAAGGAACCGUACGCGUCUGACGCGAAGGUCAUAGACGCGGACUCGGAGGCGUAUGUCCCCGAGCUCGCUGUCGGGCCCGGUCUGCAGCGGCGAAUGAAGAACAGGCAUAUUGCCAUGAUUAGCAUUGGUGGUGUCAUUGGCACGGGCCUGUUCUUGGGCACCGCGACGGGCUUGUCUGAGGGUGGGCCUGUCGGUCUGUUACUCGGAUACAUGACCAUCGGGUCGCUGUGUUACUGUACGAUGAUCUCGCUCGGCGAAAUGGCGGCCUUCCUGCCAGUGCCUGGAGGUCAUAUUACUUACGCUGAGCGGUUUGUGGACCCAGCGUGGUCGUUCGCGCUAGGAUGGCUGUACUGGUACAACUGGACAAUUGUACUGCCAGCGGAAAUGAGCGCCGCAGCUGUACUCAUUGGCUACUGGAAUACGGCCGUAAAUCCUGCAGCAUGGAUUACUAUGUGUCUUGUGAUCGUCAUAUUUCUGAACAUGUUCGGAGCCGGCUUCUAUGGCGAGGCCGAAUUCAUCUUCGCGUCCAUCAAAGUCGUAACCAUCACAGGUCUCAUCAUCCUCGGGAUUGUCCUCGACCUGGGGGGUGGUCCUAACCAUGACCGCAUCGGUUUCCGGUACUGGAAGCACCCCGGCCCGUUCAACCAGUACCAUGGCAUUCAGGGUGCGAAGGGACGCUUCCUGGCGUGGUGGGCGGUUAUGACCCAGGCCGCUUUCAGUUACAUUGGAACUGAAGUCGUCGCGAUUGCGGGCGCGGAGGCCAAAAACCCUCGGAGAAACAUCCCAAAGGCGAUCCGGAACGUCUAUAUCCGAAUUCUGUUGUUCUACAUGGGUGGUGUCAUCGUGAUCGGACUGCUGGUGCCAUAUACAGACGACCGACUGAACUUGCCGAAUACGACGGCUGCGGCGUCUCCAUUUGUGAUCGCGAUCCAGACAGCUGGGAUCAGAGGGCUACCCUCGCUCAUCAACGCAUGUCUUCUGACGUCUGCGUGGUCUGCGGGCAACAGCGAUUUGUACUGCAGCUCGCGUGCGCUAUAUAGCCUUGCAAUCAACGGGAACGCCCCGCAGAUCUUCUCGAAGACGAACAAACGUGGUCUUCCAUGGGUCGCACUCACAGUCAAUGCGCUCCUGGGAUGCCUAGCGUACAUGGACGUUGGCAGUGGCAGCGCGAAGGUGUUCGGAUGGUUGGCAAAUAUGACUGCUAUCGCUGGCUUGUCGAGUUGGUUUGCCAUUGCCGUGACCUACCUACGCUUCCGCAAGGGCCUCAAAGCGCAGGGGAUCGAUAGGAGCACACUGCCUUACAGUCACUGGCUACAGCCAUUCGCGGCAUGGUAUGCCGCCAUCUUAUGCUUCAUCGUCUGCCUCUUCAGUGGCUGGUCGGUCUUCCUGAAGGAUAACUGGAGCACUGCGACGUUCGUCACGAAUUAUUUGCCGAUGAUGAUCUUCCCCGUGCUCUACAUCAUCAAGCGCUUCUGGUCGAGACACCACUUCGUCCGGCCAGAGGAUAUGGACUUCAAGACUGGGAUGGACGAGGUUCUCGCGUCGUCGUACGACGAGCCUCCACCCCGUAACUGGGUAGAGAGGAUCUGGAGUGUACUAAUGUAACGAAGUAUACUAUGUAUUGGCUGUUAUGACGUAGAGUCUGGCAGUAUAGAUAGAUUUAUGAUGCAGGAAACUAGCUGAACGCUCGAUUCCUCGUCUAUGGAAGUUGAAUAUGCGAGGCGGUUCAGGACGUUCAGGACG
This is a messenger RNA of Rhodofomes roseus, 2047 nucleotides long. Its product is annotated as amino acid permease. The record is from RefSeq and is a predicted model, not a curated record. The coding region runs from base 293 to 1909 and encodes 538 amino acids. NCBI's taxonomy places the organism in Eukaryota, Fungi, Basidiomycota, Agaricomycetes, Polyporales, Fomitopsidaceae. Gene Ontology annotation, cellular component: membrane. Gene Ontology annotation, biological process: amino acid transmembrane transport. The transcript has 13 exons. Gene Ontology annotation, molecular function: amino acid transmembrane transporter activity.